Messenger RNA from Tupaia belangeri chinensis (Chinese tree shrew), 1833 nucleotides. It is a transcript of the gene PGS1, whose product is annotated as phosphatidylglycerophosphate synthase 1. The record is from RefSeq and is a predicted model, not a curated record. Bases 20 to 1693 code for a protein of 557 amino acids. Gene Ontology annotation, biological process: cardiolipin biosynthetic process. Gene Ontology annotation, cellular component: mitochondrion. Lineage: Eukaryota; Metazoa; Chordata; Mammalia; Scandentia; Tupaiidae. Gene Ontology annotation, molecular function: CDP-diacylglycerol-glycerol-3-phosphate 3-phosphatidyltransferase activity. The transcript has 10 exons.
CUCCUCCCUCUAACUAGAAAUGGGAACUCGAUGGUAUCUAGAGGGAGAUGAUUCAGGGGAACGCAGGCCUGGUGUGGAAACUCUGUGUGUGUGUGUGUGUGUGUGUGCGCGUGCGCGCGCGCGUGCUCUUCUCUACACGGUGACUGACAGCUCCCAGCUUCUCUGGUCACCAUGGCUCUUACUGGCUCCUUUGCUGUCCCCGGCUGUCCCCCACAUCACCUCCCCACCCUGCUGCCUGUGUCCAGAGAGUGUGCACAGGUUCCAGUGGAUCAGAAACCUGGUUCCGGAGUUCGGAGUCUCGAGCUCUCACGUCAGGGUGCUUUCUUCCCCGGCAGAGUUUUUCGAGCUCAUGAAGGGGCAGAUAAAAGUGGCCAAGAGGCGGGUCGUGAUGGCAUCCCUCUACCUGGGGACGGGCCCUUUGGAGCAGGAGCUGGUGGAUUGCCUGGAAAGUACUCUGGAAAAGUCUCUUCAAGCAAAGUCCCCUUCAGACCUGAAGGUCUCCAUUCUCUUAGACUUCACACGGGGCUCAAGAGGCAGGAAGAACUCGCGCACGAUGCUGCUUCCACUCUUGCAGAGGUUUCCAGAACAGGUCAGAGUCUCACUCUUCCACACGCCCAACCUCCGUGGCCUGCUCCGACUCCUCAUCCCUGAGCGCUUCAACGAGACCAUCGGCCUCCAGCACAUCAAGGUGUACCUCUUCGACAACAGUGUCAUCCUCAGCGGCGCAAACCUGAGCGACUCUUACUUCACCAACCGCCAGGACCGCUACGUGUUCUUGCAGGACUGCGCGGAGAUUGCCGACUUCUUCACAGAGCUUGUGGAUGCUGUGGGGGACGUGUCCCUGCAGCUGCAGGGGGAUGACACGGUGCAGGUGGUGGACGGGAUGGUGCACCCGUACAAAGGUGACCGGGCCGCCUACUGCGAGGCCGCCAACAAACGGGUGAUGGGUGUGAUCAACUCCGCCAGGGCCCGCCAGCAGGUGUUGCACGCCCAGACCUUCCACAGCGACUCCCUCUUGACCCAGGAAGACGCAGCAGCUGCUGGUGAUCGGAGACCGGUCCCUGACACCUGGAUUUAUCCACUGAUCCAGAUGAAGCCCUUCGAGAUUCAGAUCGACGAGAUCGUCACUGAGACUCUGCUGACAGAAGCCGAGCGAGGCGCCAAGGUCUACCUCACCACCGGCUACUUCAAUCUCACCCAGGCCUACAUGGACCUGGUCUUGGGCACGCGGGCUGAGUACCAGAUCCUGCUGGCCUCACCGGAGGUGAAUGGCUUCUUUGGGGCCAAGGGCGUGGCUGGCGCCAUCCCGGCGGCCUACGUGCACAUUGAGCGGCAGUUCUACAGCGAGGUGUGCAGCCUGGGGCAGCAGGAGCGGGUGCGGCUACAGGAAUACUGGCGGAGGGGCUGGACGUUCCACGCCAAAGGCCUCUGGCUGUACCUGGCAGGGAGCAGCCUGCCCUGCCUCACGCUGAUUGGCUCUCCUAAUUUUGGGUACAGGUCAGUUCACCGGGACCUGGAGGCCCAGAUCGCCAUCGUGACGGAGAACCGAGCUCUGCAGCAGCAGCUUCACCAGGAGCAAGAGCAGCUCUACCUGCGGUCAGGCAUGGUGUCUUCUGCCACCUUCGAACAGCCCAGUCGGCAGGUGAAGCUGUGGGUGAAGAUGGUGACACCGCUCAUCAAGAACUUCUUCUGAGGACAGGGAUGGCCUUGAUGAAGAUGACUGGCAUGGCCGGCGUCAGCUCCUUCAGCCGUGCCUCAGCGAUGACUCCGGUCUGGGUGUCCCAGCGAGCACCUGCGGGGUCAGGGCGACCCUGGUGAGACGACUGGGGCCUG